AUGUCACUGAGCUAUCAAGGUCCGGAUGUUGUGAUUGGCAAAGAAAUUACUGAGGCUAAGCGAGAAGGCAUGCUCCACCAUGCAAGUUCGUUCAUUGCGGAACCAAGCAUUUUAAAAAAAACGAAUCCGUAUAAUGUAUAUACACAAUCUGUAUUAUUAAAUGUAAAAUCUGAAGAUAUGAUCAGUAAUCUUUCCGUUUUUCAAGUUAAUCAAGAUAUUUCAGAAGAAUAUUAUAAUAACAACGAAUCAAUCCUUGAAAACAGACUAACAAAUUUAAAUCAAAGAAUUAAAUAUUACGAUUCACGUAUUUCGGCAAUAAAUGAAUAUAUUCUUGAAGUCGAUUCUCAAAUUAAUGGAUAUGAUACAUUUUUAAAGAAUUUGCAAUCAUUAGAAGAUCAUCAUAUUGACUUAAAGGGUAAAUCUGAUAGCAACAAAUUCUUAAACACUACACUUUCUCAAAUUGAAUUGUUAAAUAACUUAAUCAAGAAGUCAGAUGAUUUGAUAAAAUCUCGUCGUGCAGUGAGAAUCAAUAUCCAAUCCAAAAUAUCUGAAUUAAAACAAAAGAUUACCGAAAUUGAGUUGCAAUUUCAAAAUGAGCGCACUAAUCUGAAAAACCAGCUAAAUACAGUACAAACUGUCAAGAGUGAAGCUGUUCAAAAGUUUAAUCAAUGGAAAGCAUUAUGCACAGAAUCAACAAAAAAAAAUCAAUCUCUCAUAGCCGAAAUCUCAAAUUAUAAAUCCCAAAGGAAGAAAACGCUUGAUAGCAUUAUAUUAUUAUCAGUAAAAAAUAAUCAAAUUGCUAAUACUGUCACAUCGAUACAAAAUUCAAUUAAUUCAACGAAAAAGAUGCAUAAAAGUAUAACUGAGCAGUAUGAAAAUGAUGUAGUUGCUUAUAUGGAAUAUGUUACUAAACUUGAAGGUGAAAGAAAAUCGAUUUCUGAACAAUUAAAAAAAAUCAAACGAGAAAUUUCUGAAAUAUCAAAGGACCAUUCAGACGACAAUAAUUUAAUUCUCUCUCUCGAUACAUUAUGUAAGCUUAAGUCCAGAAAAAUUCAGCUUAUUGAUGAAUCAAACAGAAUGACUUCGAUCAAACCAAUAAAAUAUUCUCUAAAGCUAGAAAAGAAAAUGUAUAAAGAAGAGAAGUUACCGAUAUUUAAAAAAAUUGAGGAUUCGAUAAAAAGAAAUUAUGAUACAUCUGCGAAACUUUCCCAAGAGAUAACAGCGAUGUUUCAGAAGAAUGAAUCACUUAAAAAUGAUGUGAUUUUCUAUGGAUCCCAAUUAGAUCAAAUAUUUCUCAACGCAGUUUCGGAAGUUAAUCAAAAUUUAUCUAAAUCUGUAAAAUCUAGGAAUUCUGCUGACUUAAAGGUAGAACUGCAUAACAUGACAAUUGAACGGCAUAAAGUCGUUAUAAACAAGAAGAAAAUUGUAAAAGAUUUGAAAUCCAAAGUUGAAUUUCUUCAAUUAAAGAAUUCAAAGUCAAUCGCAUCAUUGUACAGAAAGAAGGAUGAAUAUGAUGAGCUGAACUAUCGAUAUAAAUUUGAUACUCGAUUUAAAAUGACUGAAAGUCAAAGAUCAGCAAUAUACUCAAUGAUUUGGCUAAAGCGAUUAGUAAGAAAUGAAAUUCAUAUAAUUAAUUCAAGUACUACAGAAACAGAAGCUUUUCUUAGGAGUUGGAUAUUUCAGUUAGAUAAAGUUCAAAAAUUUAUUAAAUGUAAAUUUUGA
Molecule: messenger RNA, 1722 nt
Organism: Trichomonas vaginalis G3
Lineage: Eukaryota; Parabasalia; Trichomonadida; Trichomonadidae
Exons: 1
Coding region: 1-1722 (573 amino acids)
Source: RefSeq, a predicted model, not a curated record